GUCGCAGAGUCCGGGAUCCCCGGCGAAGGUCCUGGGGGUGGGGGCGCAGGGUCGCGGGUUCGGGGCCCGCAGCUCGAGGACCCUCAAGAAGCCAGCUUCAGAGUGAUGUCCUGUCCCACCGCCCUUCCGGCGGGACGCGACCCAGUUUCACUUUGCAGACCGCUUGCUGCACGAACCCCGUCCCUGCCUUAGACUCCACGUGCAGUCAGGGCUGCUAAGCUGUUGCCCCACGAAAGGAAACAGGGCUUCGGAAUGGAGGAGAGUAGCCCUGGGAGAUUCUCCCUUGUGGCCGCCGGUGUUCAGCCCCGCCGGCUGUCUCGGAUCUAUGCCCUUCCCUGCAAGGCCGCAGGUGACUCACUGUCCUUCCGCUGCCUCCUGCCUCGCAGUGCGAGCGCCCUGCACGCUGCGAGGACACCGUCAGCCGAGCUCUGUUCGCUGUCACCCAGCAAGGGCAUGUGGCUGAGGUGCUGGGAAACUGGUGCCACCAGGGUUUGCUGAAGACACUGAGAGGAGCCCAGGACCUGCGAGCUCAGGUCCUGCCUGGCCCACUAUGGCAGCCACCGGAGCUGAGGCAAAGGACCCAGAGAAUCAUCCCAGACGCAAGGUCCCUGGGGCAGAGAAUGAGGAAGAUGGAGACUGGAAGAGGGGGCCUAACCGGAAGUGGGGACCUGACAGUGACCGCCUCGUCCAGCUUUCAAAUCCCAAUGUGGCCACCAUGAAGGAGGACAUUCUUUACCAUUUCAGCCUCAGCACCAGCACCCAUGACUUCCCCGCCAUGUUUGGGGACGUGAAGUUUGUGUGCGUGGGCGGGAGCCCCUCCCGGAUGCUGACCUUCAUCGAAUACGUGGCCACUGAGCUGGGCCUCGGCCGCCCUGGGGACGAGCACCCCAACAUAUGCUCGGGGACUGACCGCUACGCCAUGUACAAAGUGGGCCCCGUGCUGUCUGUGAGUCACGGCAUGGGGAUCCCUUCCAUCGCCAUCAUGCUGCACGAGCUCCUCAAGCUGCUGUACCAUGCUGGCUGCACCGACGUCACUGUCAUUCGCAUCGGCACCUCGGGUGGGAUAGGUCUGGAGCCCGGCUCCGUGGUCAUCACACGGCAGGCCGUGGACGCCUGCUUCAAGCCGGAGUUCGAGCAGCACGUGCUGGGGAAGCGUGUGGUCCGCGGCACAGACCUGGACGAGGGGCUGGCGCAGGAGCUGCUGCGCGGCUCCGCCGAGCUUGGGGAGUUCACCACGGUGCUGGGCAACACCUUGUGCACGCUAGACUUCUAUGAGGGCCAAGGCCGUCUGGACGGCGCCCUCUGCUCAUACACUGAGAAGGACAAGCAGGCCUACCUGCGGGCUGCCCACGCUGCAGGCGUCCGCAAUAUUGAGAUGGAGUCGUCGGUCUUCGCCGCCCUGUGCAGCGCAUGCGGCCUCCCAGCGGCCGUCGUGUGUGUCACCCUCCUGGACCGCCUGCUCGGGGACCAGAUCAGCAGUCCCCACGAGGUGCUGGCUGAGUACCAGCAGCGACCGCAGCGGCUGGUGGGCCACUUCCUCAAGAAGCGCCUGGGCCGCGCCUGAGCGAUGGGCUGCUGCCAUCUAGCCAGUGGACCUGCGGUCCAGGUCCCCCGUGUCACCUGGAGCGCACUGCAUCUGAGGACUUGGGGAGCGAGGGGAGGAGCCAUCAGGACCUCAAGGGACAUCAUCUUCUUAAGGCUUCCCUAGCAUGUCGACGACUUGACCAUGGUCUGGAGUUCUUUUUUCUUUUUCUAGAACAUUCUAUUGAAUAUUUGAACUCUUGUGAGGGAAAAAUUUAAGAUUUUAAAAAAUGCUAUGCAAUUCACGUGAAUACAUAAGGAAUUUGAUCACCAGAGCAGCAAACUUAUUUGCAAUACACCUUUUUUUUUUUGUACCAGGGAUAGAACUUGGGCCCUUGUGCUUGUGAGGCAGGUGGCAGAACCACUGAGCUAAAUCUCCAGUGUGGUAUGCUUUUAAAAUCCCUCUCCCGCUCCCCACCUUGGGGUCCUGUGACCCUGUGCCUGUGGACAGGACCUCUUCCUCAGCCCCUGGACUCGGGUCAGGCCAUCCUGCGGUCCUGUCAGGACUCUGGUGAAUGCAGGUUUCCAAGCUUGAGAUGGUUUGUGUCCCGGGCCCAAGGAGGCAGGUGCCGAGGCUCAGGUCUCCUGGUCGUUCCUCCUGUGAGUCUGAGGGGCAUGGGAAGGGUGCGUGUGUGGCUUAUGACCUCUUAUUUGCAGCCUGAGAUUCACCCCAGAUGAGGAGUCUCUCAGCACCCACCCUGGUGGAGCUGGCAGCUGGAGUCCCCUGCCCUGGACCAGCCUUUUCCUUCCCACCUUCUCAUCCCAGCCCAGCUUGGCUGAGGGUGCCCUGCUCAGUUUCCCUCCUUGGCACCUCCAUGGCUAUACCCUUGCCUGAGGCUCGGGACCCCAAGCUGCAUGUGUUCAGAAGGGGCUCCAUCCCCAAGGAGCCCUUUCCUGCUCCGUCUUCAAAUCCUCUGUGCCCGAGUCUGGCUGGAGAUCUGAGGAUGGCUGCAUGGUCCCGUGUGUGCUUAACAAUGGGGCAGGUGGGGCACAUAGAGCUUUCCUGGAAUGGUCUUCGCCCUUCAUCCCCUGCUGGUGUCACAGAUUCCUGGGCCUGCACACUGCAAAGAGGAUAAUGGCCAGGCUCAGUCUGUAUUGCCCUCUGUUGGCCAUGUCUGGUAGUGCAUAUCAUCCUCUGGUCCCAAGCAGAAAUCCUCAGCUCAGGUGCGUGGCUACCUGAGGACUGUACCAGGGCCUGGCAUCCCUGACACGCAGAGAAAGCAGCAGAACCACGCAUCUGGUCAAGUAUAAUGACUCUCCUGCUGCUGUCCCAGAUGAACCCAGACAUUUCAGUUGGUCCCUGCUGUUUGGAGCUGAUGGCACAGACUUUAGGCAAGUCAUUCAAAUUCCUCCAGAGGUCCCUGGGCCUUCAUGAGGGCUGAGCUCAUGUCCAGGUCUGUCCACUAGCUGGGCAGAAGCUCCCCACUGUCCUCCAUCCCACCCUGACCAUGAUGACCACUUCCUGCACCUUGGUGCUUUCCAUGGGCCACGACUGGGGGCGUAACUGGCUUGUUCUGGAAGCUCUGAUCGCCCCAGAUUCCCACAGCUGCGAUCCGGAUCUGGCUCCCCAUUAUCUGCCCAUGCCACCCUAGCACAGAGCUCAGAGAGCCUCACUGGAGUUCUGGCCCAACACCAUGCCAACUGGAGGGGGAGCAGGGGCCAGCAAGCCCGCAGCACCCCUGUUUAAACCAAGAGCUGUGGACGUAUUGCUGCCCCCACCACCCGCCAGGUCCCCUCAUUCCCUGCCUACCCUGCUACCUGUCCAACCCGAAAGGGAGAUCCUGGUAGUGGUUUGUUCUUACAAGUGACCACAGAGAUGACGAGACAUUUUAGAAGGUUGGCUAUGAGUCUCCUGUACUCUGUCACGAAUCCCAGUGCUAAUCCAUGUUUUAAACCCAGGUUUAGAGCUCACAGCCUGGCCAUUCCCCUCUGCUCCUGAGCCUGCUGGCCACACAGCCUGGCGACACUCCCGAGACUCAAGAUGUUCCUGGUGGGAGUGUCCUCGGCAGCAGAAGCCAGGACCCUGGCAGCCGUGUGCCAGAGAAGGGGUGCAUGUGACUCAGGGGAAGGUGCAUCAUGUGGACACGGGACGCCAGCAGCCUCCCCAACAGUGCAGAAGGAUCUUGCAAAUGGAAAAGCAAAUCACAGAAUGGUGUGUACAGCUCAGAAAGCCCGAACAAGAAUCUGUAGUGCAGGCAUGCAUACACUGAGAACAGACAGGAAGUUGGGAAACCCUAAACCAGGGCUGGAGGCUCAGUGGUGGGGCGGUGUUUGGGAGAGGCAGGGGGCCACAAGGGGGCCAGCAAUAUUCUUUCCUGUGUUAAAUUCUGUGCCUCUGGCUUCCUGUUUUCUUGACGCUUUGCUCCUGUUCCAGAGCACCUCAGCAGGUGUUAAUGAGAUAUCUAAUUACCCACUUCAGGGCUGAGGUUUGUGUGCUGCAUAAAGGAAUCGUCCCAGUGUGAGGAAGCACACAGGACCCAGCUCUGGCAGCUGUGGAGCAGGAGGCCUGCUGUGCAGGGGUGAGCUCCUUACAAACUAGAGCAAAGCCUUGUCUGGCGCUUCCAUGACUGAUCCUGCCCUCCCACCCCAGCUUUUGCAGGGCAGGGAGGCUAAGGACUGACCAGGGCCUGCUGUGAGGUCAUACAGGGGCUGCCAUGCGAAGUGGAGCAGUCUUUGUAUACAUGAGUGCACACAGGCAUCCACCUGUUGGCACACACGUGUAUGGGUGCACGCACAUGCACACACAUCUGUGAGACCUGCAAAUAUGUGUGUAGGCAUUCAGACACGUGUACACCCACAACAUGACUGCAAACACAUUCACACCCGCCAUGUGUGUAUAGGCACAAGCAUGGAAACACAGAUACACAGGCUCCUCUAACAGGAAAGACUAGCACUUGGCUCUUGACUUCAUGGGAAAGGAGGAUUUAAGCCUGGAUCCAAUGCUUUCCAAUGCUUCUGUGAUGCAGGGAGCAUCACAGGGCUGGGGACUGGCUCACCUUCCAGCUUCUGCAGUGUUUUGUUAACAGCUUCAAAAAAGUAAAACUGAUUGCCAUGCACAUAGCGUAUCUGCUUUCCUGUGGUUGGCACAAAAUACUCAACACUCACACUUUAAAGGAGGGCUUUAAUUCAGCUCAUGGUUCAGGGGAUUCAGUCCAUGGCUGGCUGGCUCAGAGGCAGAAACGUUGGAAGGGUGGGCGUGGUGAAGCAGAGCUACAUCCUCAAGGCAGCCAGG
This is a messenger RNA of Fukomys damarensis (Damara mole-rat), 4813 nucleotides long. RefSeq names its product uridine phosphorylase 1 (gene Upp1). NCBI's taxonomy places the organism in Eukaryota, Metazoa, Chordata, Mammalia, Rodentia, Bathyergidae. The coding region runs from base 551 to 1564 and encodes 337 amino acids. The record is from RefSeq and is a predicted model, not a curated record. Gene Ontology annotation, molecular function: uridine phosphorylase activity. The transcript has 10 exons. Gene Ontology annotation, biological process: nucleotide catabolic process; uridine catabolic process. Gene Ontology annotation, cellular component: cytosol; cytoplasm.